Amphiprion ocellaris (clown anemonefish) is the source of this 4087-nucleotide messenger RNA. RefSeq names its product divergent protein kinase domain 2Ab (gene dipk2ab). NCBI's taxonomy places the organism in Eukaryota, Metazoa, Chordata, Actinopteri, Pomacentridae. The record is from RefSeq and is a predicted model, not a curated record. The coding region runs from base 698 to 2002 and encodes 434 amino acids. The transcript is spliced from 4 exons.
GAGUCGAAACAGAGCCCAUUGUGGUGUUGGAGAGGAGUGAGCAGCUGCUGGCAGAACAAGAAAAGAGCAAAUUCCGUGACCGUAACGGGACUCACAAUAAGCGGACAGAUAUGGACGUUGAAGCGCAACACGGACGCCGUUGUGCUUUGUGAGGAGGACCGCGUCGUCCGGUCGGAAAGAUCCGGUAUACGAAGAGUUAAGACUCGACAUCCCAACUGUUUAUUUCAGCAGCUAGCAGGCUAGCUGGCUAGAUACCUAAGAGCUAGAAAUGGGAAGCCCGUGUGAGUCGGCUUGAUAGAGAUCUUCGUCGAGCUUUGAAGAAGCAGCUCUCGGCUUUAGAUACCGUCGGCGGUGAUUUAAAGUAUCCGUUGGCCGCCUCGUAAGUAGCUGCAACUUUGAAGAAUGAUAUCAACUGAGCGCUAACCAUUUCACUACUACAGCCCCGGAGAGGGAAAAGUCAUACAGGACUGCUGGCGCAAGUUUGCUCACAAACAUCAGGAAGAGAGAACAUGAAGCACUGGCCACUGCCAGAGCCUGGCACAGGGCAGCUGUGCCAACCUCGCCCCUGCCUGCCACUUUAGGAGCUACCUGUUUGCACCAUGACGGAGAGGCAUUGAGGUUAGCUCCCUGACGAUCAUCUCAAUACCUCUCCUCCUCCCUAUCCCUCAAUACCCCCAGCCCCUGCCCCGUCCCCAUCAUGCUGCGCUUCUUGCCUCUCAAACUUGGCCGCCUGUACCGCUGUCUGAAGCUCCUGUUGGUGGUGGGAUUGUUUGUCAUCUUGUUGAUGAACACCCACAACCUGUUCGCCUCCUUCCAGAAGAAUGAGCUCACUGACAGACGAUUCAUCAACCUCAACAAGUGUCCCGCCUGCUUUGGCACCAGCUGGUGCCGUAAGUUCAUGAACGGCCAGGUUUCUUUUGAGACAUGGGGUCGAUUGCGAUUUCUAGACAUAUUCAAUGUCAAGAAUGUUUACUUCGCACAGUACGGCGAGCCCAGAGAGGGCACUCGCCGCGUGGUGCUCAAACGGCUCGGUUCAAACCAGGAGCUGGCCGAGAUAGACCAGAAAAUCUGCAAGAGGGCCACAGGCAGGCCACGUUGUGACCUCAUUCAGGCAAUGUACAAGACUGAAUUUGCCCGGAUCAACGGUGAUGUUCGCCUGCUCACUCCAGAGGUGGUGGAGGGCUGGUCAGACCUUGUGCACUGCCCCUCUCAAAGACUGCUAGACCGCGUGGUCCGCAGGUAUGCUGAGACCAAGGACUCAGGCAGCUUUCUGCUAAAGAACCUCAAGGACACAGAGAGAAUGCAGCUGCUGAUGACAUUGGCAUUCAACCCGGAACCACUCGUACUACAGAGCUUUCCGUCAGACGAAGGGUGGCCAUUCGCCAAGUACCUGGGAGCAUGUGGGCGCGUGGUUGCCGUCAACUACGUGGGCGAGGAGCUGUGGAGCUUCUACAACGCGCCAUGGGAAAAGAGGGUAGAUUUAGCGCGCCAGCUGAUGGACAUUGCCGAGCAACUCACAAACAAUGACUUUGAGUUUGCCCUCUACCUGCUCGAUGUCAGCUUUGAUAACUUUGCGGUCGGCCCACGUGAUGGAAAAGUCAUCGUUGUUGACGCCGAGAACGUUCUUGUGGCAGACAAAAGGCUGAUCAAGCAGAACAAGCCAGAAAACUACGACGUGUGGUAUGAGAGCCGUUUUGAGGAGUGUGACAGGGAGGCCUGCCUGUCUUUCUCCAAGGACUCCCUUUGUUCCAGGGUCACUGUGGACCACAACUACUAUGCCGUGUGCCAGAACCUGCUGUCACGGUACGCUACAUGGCGGGGCACCACCGGAGGCCUCCUCCACGACCCGCCCGCCCACAUAGCCAAAGAUGGACAACUCGAGGCUCUGUUGGACGAGUGCACCAGACCUAAAAAGCGCUACGGUCGCUUCCAGGCAGCCAAAGAACUGCGUGAAUACCUCACACAGCUAGCUGCCGCUUCCUCUUCUGCCACGGCCAGGUAAUGAAUGGAGUCGGCGUUAGCCUGACGCACUGAGAAACUGGAAUCUGUACUCUUUAUCUCUGGACUCUAGAGAUCCUGGUUCUUGUACAUGAUGUCAUUUGUUCCCCUUUGUGCGCUGGAGCAGGAAGGUGUUAGGUCUUGCAUCAGGAAAUGUAAGAAUCAAACUUGAAAGCGGAUUUGUUAAAGCUCUAGCUUUUACCUGACUUUGCUCCCGUCUGAAAGAGGAGUGUGGCGCUACAAAAUUCUGGUUAGGACCAGGAUAGAGAAGGGGAUAGAGGUAACUUCUCCCCUCCCAGGGUGGGCUGCCAUCUCUGGGGGGAGAUAAGAAAGGGCUCUGGUAAACGCAUCCUUCACUGGACCCAGGCUAACGCAAACCAGAGCGUCCAAGUAACAGCAGCAGCAACGUCACGCAGCCCUGACCACAUCCAUCCUCCUGUUCACACCUCAAUCCAUCAGAUCUGUUGUGUUUUAUAACAUUGAAACUUACCAACUGUUUCAUUUUGCCCCUGCAAUAUCUUGAUUUUUUGUGUUUUCUUUUCAGGGCUGAACUUAUGUCGAUUGGUGCGUUUACAUUUUUUGCUGUGCCAUGGCUUUUUUUCCUCUGUAACACUGCUGCAGGGAAGGUGGAGGUAGCAUGAAUCUCCUACUGUCAGACAGCAGGGAAGGCUGAGCUACAGCAGGUGGAGGGGAGAGACAGGGGGCUGGGGGUCUGGAUUUAAUUCAAGAGAAAAAGAAAACCCUUGACAGCUAUAUAAGUAUAAUUUCCUGCUACUCCACUCAAUCACUCGAUUUCCAGGUUCCAGAAUUGUGGCAAUCAUCUUUUUUUUGUGUUUCUUUUUUCCUUUUAUUAGGAACCAGAGAGAGUAAGACAGCUGCAGAUAGGAAAAAGAAGGCGAUAAUUGGACAUUGGUAGUCCCUUGAUGCAGAUGUGCCUAUACCAAAGAGGCUAUUUGUAAUUUUAAGAACAGUGAGCAGUACAAAGACAGCACCUUUCCCUCCAGUUGUUCCCCACUAGAUCUGUCCAAAAGAACUGUACACAAUCUUAUGAGCUUUCAGGCCUGCAUACUGAUUUGACCUCUCCUAGGAACCAAAUCCAGAGGUAUCUAAGACAGAAAUUGGCUCUGCCUAAUGUCAGACUUGUUUUUCUUCAACAAGCUGGAAAAUUCUUGACUGAACAGAAAAUGAAUUGAUUCUUAAGAGGACUAGAAAACAUCGUAAAAUCGUAUAUUAGUGGCCUCCAGUGCCAGAUUCUCUUUAAAUGUCUAUAAUUGAUAAAUGAAUCCUAUUGUCAAAUCGAUCCCACUUGUAUUGAGUGCACUAUGCUCAGUCAAGUCAACGGUAUUAAAGGGAAUAAAGAUAUCCUAAAUUACUUUCUUGCUUCAGAACCGGCAUCCGACCUGUACGUUUCAAUUUUGCAGGCUAGAAAUUUCUGUUGAAUAUUUAAACGCUCAGCACCACUUAGAGGUUGGGUUGAUUUUACACUCAGUGGACCAACAAAUUAAAGCAUAAUCACAAAUAUAGGCUCAUUUGGUAAUGGAUUAUGAGAGAUCUUACUUAAAUGAAAAAAAAAUCCUGUCUCUGGCUUCAUGUUUUGUACGUCGACCGUUUUGAUGUUGUAAAUCAGAUGCUAAAUGCCCAGUGGAGUGUUGUGUAGCACAGCCAACAGACAGGCCAAUAAUCAACUUAAUAUGAGCUAUUCCAUCUGCGGGGAAACUAGAAAGCACAGCAGUUGCUUUUUUGGCCUUCUGUAAGACCGGGAGAGCUGAUGUGACCAUUACCAGUAAGGAAAAGCAAUAAAGAUGAGUUUGGCUAAUGGAUUUUUGAUUUCUAACCCCACCUCCUUCCCUCCUUUGUUGUGUUAAAUAUAUUUGUUACCCCAGUCUGGAGGAUGGUCAACCUGGAGGGAUUUGUUCAUGCGUAACUGUCCACUUUUGUACUGUAUUUUUUCUUUCGAGUAUAUCAGCAUUGUCUGAUUUUUCCUGUGCCUUUCAUUCAAAAGUUGUAUUUACAACUUUUAGUGGGUUUAAAUAUUAAAAUAAAUGAAGAUAUAUAUAUAUAUAUAUAUAUAGAUAUAUAUACACUUACA